GUAAAAUUCAUAAGUAAGAAUUAAAUUUUAUAUUUUAUUAUACAAGAUCAGUUUAAAAUAUACAAGAAUUACUCUUAACUGAUAAUGAUAGUUUAAAAAUGCUCAUAUUUGAUAUCAUUUUUCACAUAAUUAAAAUCAUCUAAAUAAACAAAACAAACAAACUCUUACUUAAACUACUGAAAGCUAAAUUAAAAAUAAAAACUUUUUAAAUGUCUGAUUACGAACAUUAUGACUAAGGAGAAUCUGGUUCUUCUUUAACUUAUCCGAUGUAAGCUGGUAAUGUUUAAAAAAAUGGCUAUGCUAUGCUAAGAGGUUUUCCUUGUAGAGUUACUGAAAUGACAACUUGUAAGGCAGGAAAGCAUGGACACGAAAAGGAUACUAUUAUCGGUAUUAAUAUUUUCUCAGGCAAAAAAUAUGAAGACUCAUGUCCAACUUCCCAUAAUAUGGAAAUACCAUUUGUAAAGAAACAUGAAUUCUAAUUGAUAGAUAUAUCAGAUGAUGACUAUCUUACUCUUUUGCUUGAAAACGGAGAAAUCAAGGAAGAUCUUAAACUUCCUGACGAUGAACCACAAUUAGUAGAAAAACUUAGAGCAGAUUUUGAUAGCCAAAAGGAUAUUCUUGUCUCUAUAAUAUCAGCUAUGGGAUAGGAAAAAGUUAUUUCUUACAGAGAAUUAGUUAAUUGAAAUAAAUCUUUUAAUUUAUUAUCUUUUUUUAUUUCUCAUAAGAAUAUUAAAAAAAUACGAUUUUUAAUUAUAAAUUUUAAAUUAAAUUAAUUAAAUUUAUUUUAUAUUUUUUUAAGGCUGUUUGAAUUUUAC
This is a messenger RNA of Tetrahymena thermophila SB210, 815 nucleotides long. Its product is annotated as eukaryotic translation initiation factor 5A. The record is from RefSeq and is a predicted model, not a curated record. The transcript has a single exon. Gene Ontology annotation, biological process: positive regulation of translational termination; positive regulation of translational elongation. NCBI's taxonomy places the organism in Eukaryota, Ciliophora, Oligohymenophorea, Hymenostomatida, Tetrahymenidae. Gene Ontology annotation, molecular function: translation elongation factor activity; ribosome binding; RNA binding.